GUCUCUUCUUCCUCCAGCGCUGCUGCGGGAGGAGGUGGCCCAGCUGCAGGAGGAGGUCCACCUGCUCCGGCAAAUGAAGGAAAUGCUGGCCAAGGACCUGGAGGAGACUCACGGCAGCAAGUCCCCGGAGGUGCUCUCGGCCACCGAGCUGAAGGUGCAGCUGGCGCAGAAGGAGCAGGAGCUGGCGCGUGCCAAGGAGGCUCUGCAGGCCAUGAAAGCCGACCGCAAGCGCUUGAAGGGGGAGAAGACAGACCUGGUGAGCCAGAUGCAGCAGCUGUACGCCACGCUGGAGAGCCGAGAGGAGCAGCUCCGGGACUUCAUCCGCAACUACGAACAGCACAGGAAAGAGAGCGAGGACGCGGUGAAAGCCCUGGCCAAGGAGAAGGACCUCCUGGAGCGGGAGAAGUGGGAGCUGCGGCGGCAGGCCAAGGAAGCCACGGACCACGCCAGCGCCCUCCGCUCCCAGCUCGACCUGAAGGACAACCGCAUGAAGGAGCUGGAGGCCGAGCUGGCCAUGGCCAAGCAGUCCCUGGCUACGCUGACCAAGGACGUUCCCAAGCGCCAUUCCCUGGCCAUGCCGGGCGAGACGGUGCUGAACGGCAACCAGGAGUGGGUGAUGCAGGCUGACCUCCCGCUGACCGCCGCCAUCCGGCAGAGCCAGCAGACCCUCUACCACUCCCACCCCCAGCACUCUGCGGACCGGCAAGCGGUCAGAGUGAGCCCCUGUCAUUCCCGGCAGCCGUCCAUCAUCUCCGACGCCUCCGCGGCCGAGGGCGACCGCUCGUCCACACCGAGUGACAUCAACUCGCCCCGGCAUCGAACGCACUCUCUCUGCAAUGGGGACAGUCCUGGACCGGUACAGAAGAACUUGCACAAUCCAAUCGUACAGUCUCUAGAAGACCUGGAAGACCAAAAACGGAAAAAGAAGAAAGAGAAGAUGGGCUUUGGCUCCAUCUCCAGGGUGUUUGCACGGGGGAAGCAGCGCAAGUCCCUCGAUCCCGGUCUCUUCGACGGGACGGCCCCCGACUAUUACAUCGAGGAGGACGCGGACUGGUGACGGCGCCGGAGCCUCUCCCGGCCCUGCACAUGUACAUAUCCCAUAUUCCAUAUCCCACACCCCGUCCCACCUGUGGACGUGUUACCUGUUGUCUUGGGAGCAAUGCAGCCGUGUCGUAACUUCAGUUUUUUUCCUCUUUUUUUCCACCGUUUGAUUUUUUUUGUUUUGUUUUUUUUCUAUCCCGGUAACUCCUUUGUUGUCGCUUCAGUUUGUCAGUUUGGGCUGGGUUUUUUUUUUUUUCUUGUUUUGGGAGGGUUUUUUUGUUCUUUUUUUCUUGUUCUUUUGACAAAACUUGAAACUUGAAGGACUGCUGUGUCUCUGUAAAUAUGAGAAAUAUUGUGCACUUUGUGCUUGUGACGUC
Cyanistes caeruleus (blue tit) is the source of this 1418-nucleotide messenger RNA. NCBI's taxonomy places the organism in Eukaryota, Metazoa, Chordata, Aves, Passeriformes, Paridae. The record is from RefSeq and is a predicted model, not a curated record.